CUUUUUUCACCUCUCUGUUUUUCUUCUCUGUCUAUAUAUUAAUUUUUUACCGUACUUAGAUAUCUNUUCUAUUCUACUACCAAAGCCCCAAAAGUAAACCCCCAAAGAAGGGGAAAAAAAAGAAAGAAAGAGUCUCAUCCAUCAACUCUGAUUGGAAAAAAUUCUCCACAAGUCAAAGAUUUUUUCUUCAAUUUCCUUUUCUCAUCAUUCUUGACUCUAAAAACAACCAUGGAUGAAUUUUACUUCCAGAGGACGGGCCAUGUGCCGGCGUUCGGGAGCUGGGAAUGCUACAGUGACCUGCCGUUCACUCAAUGCUUUGAGUCGGCCACGCAAGCCGGCCUCUUUCGCUACACCUACUCCGACCACCGUGACCUGUACGUGGCAGGCGACUUGUACGAGAAUGACAUUUGUACCCCUGCCAUGAUUGUUGUCCCUCGUCAUACGGGUAAAAAAGGGUACCCAAAAGAGAAAGAAGUUGAAAAAGGGGAGGAUAGUUGGGUGGGGUGUAACUGUGAGUGUGAAGUGAAAAGAGGUGGAAAAAUUGCACCUAAAGCUGUUGAUGAGGACUUGUACAAGAUUUCACCUCAUCUACUACGCCAGCAAGCCAAAAGGAAGAGAGGAUGGGGCAUCUUUUCAAGCUGCCUCCGGCCCACAUGUGUCUGUUAAGACUUUCUUUGCCCUUAAAUAUAAAUAUAUCAGAAUCUAAGCCAAGUAUUAUGCAGGUUGUUAAAUUAGCUUUAAAAAAAAGAAGAACAAAAAAAUAUAGUAUAUGUGGAGGUCCUAGAAGAUAAUUCUCAUCAUUAUCAUAAACAUUAUGACUAACGGUAUCUAUGAUGGGGAUGUUAUCAUGUUGCUGUUUCCUAUGGUUUUUGACAAGCCUUUCUGUGGUAGAUUUAUUUGAGUAUUGUAAUUUGUAAGCUAAGGAACAACAUUAUGACUGGAAAUCCUAAAGUUAAUCUUGACCGUGCUUUGAUAAAGUACACCUUGCUGUUAUUAUACUGUCACACACACUUAUUUUUUAUUGUAAAGCUAGUCCUGUGAUAUCUUUUGCUUUAAAAAAACUGUGAAAUAUGAUCCAUUUAGUAUUUGAACAAAAAAAAUCACCAACUAAAUUGGACCGCCCGGUACGAUCGGGAAACCGGCCGUCACAAAAACUAACAUAGAUGUUGUGAAUCUGUGAUCAUGAUCGAAAUGAAAUUUGUUACACAUGUCAUUUCACUUAUUCAAGGUUUCAUUUUCAUUCACCAACAAAAUUAACCAGAAACAGGGCAACUCUGAGGUACAUAAAACACAUUUUUCCUUGUUUUUCUCUACACAUGAUUGAAAUCGGGCAUUCGUUUCCAAUAAUAGUUUCUUAAUUGAGAUUAAAAUUAAAAAAUAAUAUAUAUAGUACCCAAGGUGAAGGAGGGUAGUUUAUUUAUUUAAAAAAGAAAAAAAUCAAGUGGACAAAAGAAAAGAGUGAAAAAAAUAAAAA
Striga asiatica is the source of this 1474-nucleotide messenger RNA. The record is from the annotation of a GenBank genome assembly. NCBI's taxonomy places the organism in Eukaryota, Viridiplantae, Streptophyta, Magnoliopsida, Lamiales, Orobanchaceae.